CUCAAAUAUUAGAACAAUUGAAGAAGAGGAAGGACAAGCAUGUUGCUCAAAUAUUGCAACAAUGGAACAUGAUAAAGGACAAGCAUGUUGCUCAAAUACUACAACAAUUGAACAAAAGAAAGGACAAGCAUGUUGCUCAAAUAUUACAACAACUGGACAAAAGAAAGGACAGCCACAAUGCUCAGAUAUUACAACAAUUGAACAAGAGAAAGGACAAGCAUGUUACUCAAAUAUUACAUUAAUUGAACAAAGGAAAGGACAGCCACGUUGCUCAGAUAUUAUAACAAUUGAAGAGGAGAAAGGACAAGCAUGUUGCUCAAAUAUUACAACAAUUGAACAAGUGAAAGGACAAAAAUGUCACGGUGAAUUCAAUGACGAAAGUAGAUUUAAAUUGGAUGAAAAUAGAACUAUGUGUAGUUUGGGGGAAAACAAAAACUUACAUGAAAAUCAGAGAUCUUCAUUGACACGUGAAUCUCUUGAUCGGAAACUUACAAAAACAAUAUUUGUGAUUG
This is a messenger RNA of Owenia fusiformis, 512 nucleotides long. Lineage: Eukaryota; Metazoa; Annelida; Polychaeta; Sabellida; Oweniidae. The record is from the annotation of a GenBank genome assembly.